AUGGUGUGUGUGCUGGUUCUUAUUCCAAUAGGGAUACUCUUGGUUAUGAGUCUGCCUGUAGCUAGAGGCAGAGACACCCCAGAAGACUUCAUGCUCCAGAUCAAGGGUUUGUGUUACUUCACCAAUGGGACAGAGCAGGUACGCCAUGUGACCAGAUUCAUCUAUAACCGGGAGGAGAUCCUACAGUUUAACAGUGAUGUGGGAGAAUUUCUAAUGGUGAGGGAGCUGGGUCAGUCAUUAGCCAAAAACUGGAACAACCAAAAGAAUCUCCUGGAGCAGUAUCAAGGAUAUGUGAACUCUGUGUGCAGACAUAACUACAGGUUGAUUGAGCCCUUCACAGUUCAGAGAAGAGUUAAGCCCAAAGUGUCCAUCUUGCCUACAAGAUCACAGCCCUUGCAAUAUCACAACCUGCUUAUCUGUGUUGCCACAGAUUUCUAUCCUGGUGAGAUCAAAGUCAGGUGGUUCCGGAAUGGGCAAGAGGAAGCAGAUGGAGUUAUGUCCUCAGACCUCAUACAGAAUGGCGACUGGACAUUCCAGAUCCUGGUGAUGCUGGAAAUCCUUCCCCAGCAUAGAGAUGUCUACAGCUGUCAAGUGGAACAUGGGAGCCUUCUGAGUUCCAUCAUAGUGGAGUGGAGGGUUCAGUCUGAAUCUGCCCAGAGUAAGAUACUGAGUGGAGUUUCAGGCUUCAUCGUGGGCCUGUUCUUCCUUGUGCUGGGACUCACUGCCCAUCUCAGGAAUCAGAGAGACAAUGAGUGGGAUGAGAAAUGGAAAGACAAUUCUGAGUUGGAAAUGGGAUUGUGGAUGGCUGCAGUGAUGGCACACAAGUACUUUGCUUUUAAGAAGCUCAAUGUACAUAAAUUCAGACCCAACAUAAAAAACCCCUGA
Molecule: messenger RNA, 885 nt
Organism: Dromiciops gliroides (monito del monte)
Lineage: Eukaryota; Metazoa; Chordata; Mammalia; Microbiotheria; Microbiotheriidae
Product: HLA class II histocompatibility antigen, DQ beta 1 chain-like
Exons: 5
Coding region: 1-885 (294 amino acids)
Biological process (GO): immunoglobulin production involved in immunoglobulin-mediated immune response; peptide antigen assembly with MHC class II protein complex; immune response
Cellular component (GO): membrane; MHC class II protein complex
Molecular function (GO): MHC class II protein complex binding
Source: RefSeq, a predicted model, not a curated record